GCAUACAGAGGCAGCGUUAGACCUUAUGUCAACUUCAACGCCAAACACGAUGCUGAAGUUCUGCACAAGGCCAUGAAAGGAAUCGGUACGGAUGAAGAUACUAUCCUCAUGCUUCUGACGGCGCGCAGCAACGAUCAGCGCCAGCAAAUUAAGGCAGCGUACAAGAAGGCGUACGGAAAGGACUUAGUGAGUGCGCUGAAGUCUGAACUCGGUGGGCUGUUUGAGAGUCUGAUUGUGGCCUUGAUGACCCCACCUGUCUCAUAUGAUGCUUCGAAGCUGCACAAGGCUCUCAAGGGCGCCGGAACUGAUGAUGAAGUGCUGAUUGAGAUCCUGGCCUCCAGGACUGGUGAACAGAUUAAAGACAUCAUCAAAGUGUACAAGAAAGAGUUUGGUGGCAAGCUGGAGAAAGAUAUCUGCGGUGACACCUCAGGGCACUAUCAGAAGCUGCUGGUGAUUCUGCUGCAGGGGAACAGGGAAGAGGGGGUAGAUGAAGAAAAGAUUGAGAAAGAUGCUAAGGACUUGUAUGCCGCUGGUGAGGGCAAGUUUGGCACAGAUGAGGAAAAAUUCAUCACAAUUCUUGGCAACAGGAGCGCAGAGCAUCUCAGAAAAGUAUUUGAUGCCUACAAAAAGCUCUCUGGCUCUGAUAUAGAGGACAGCAUUAAAGGCGAGACCACUGGGAAUCUGGAGAACUUACUGGUAGCUGUUGUGAAAUGUGCCAGAAGUGUCCCAGAGUUUUUUGCUGAGGGCCUUUAUAAAUCUAUGAGGCGAGCUGGUACUGAUGACGACACCCUGAUGAGGAUAAUGGUGUCGAGGUCGGAGGUGGACAUGUUGGACAUCAGAGCCAGCUUCAAAAAGAUGUACGGAGCGUCUCUCUACACCACCAUCCAGGAGGACACAGCUGGAGACUACCAGAAGGCUUUACUCUACCUCUGCGGUGGGAAUGAUUAA
This is a messenger RNA of Stegastes partitus (bicolor damselfish), 948 nucleotides long. RefSeq names its product annexin A5a (gene anxa5a). The record is from RefSeq and is a predicted model, not a curated record. Bases 73 to 948 code for a protein of 291 amino acids. Lineage: Eukaryota; Metazoa; Chordata; Actinopteri; Pomacentridae. Gene Ontology annotation, biological process: negative regulation of coagulation. The transcript is spliced from 11 exons. Gene Ontology annotation, molecular function: calcium-dependent phospholipid binding; phosphatidylserine binding; calcium ion binding. Gene Ontology annotation, cellular component: vesicle membrane; nucleus; plasma membrane.